This is a messenger RNA of Petromyzon marinus (sea lamprey), 5804 nucleotides long. It is a transcript of the gene NALCN, whose product is annotated as sodium leak channel, non-selective. Gene Ontology annotation, molecular function: monoatomic cation channel activity. Gene Ontology annotation, biological process: monoatomic ion transport; positive regulation of synaptic transmission, cholinergic; positive regulation of synaptic transmission, GABAergic. Gene Ontology annotation, cellular component: plasma membrane. NCBI's taxonomy places the organism in Eukaryota, Metazoa, Chordata, Hyperoartia, Petromyzontiformes, Petromyzontidae. The record is from RefSeq and is a predicted model, not a curated record.
GGGGCGUGGUGCUGAAAUGGACAGCGCCGGUGACGUCACGCGCGGCCCCUCCGAGUCCAGGGCCCCGCUCAACCACCACCGCUCAACCACCACAGCAACAACAACAACAACGGCAACAGCCAAUGCCGCGACAACAACAACAACAACCACGCACAGCCACAAACACCGACAACAACAACCGCAACCGUCGCCUGCCCCCGCCGCCACCACGACCAGCAACGAGACGAAGCGCGCUGUCAAAUACAGCAGCCGCUGUAGUGCCAUCACUUCUCGACACCAUCUCGCCGCCCUGCAUAACACAGGAGUCCCCGGAGCGCUGGUGGCGCAGGCCGCCAUGCUGAAACGGAAACAAAGUUCACGACUCGAGUCCCAGGCCGUGACCGACUUCGGGCCCGACGAGAACCUCGUGGACAACGCGGACAUCGUGUGGAUUAACAAGCCCUGGGUCCACACGCUUCUCCGCAUCAGCGCCAUCGUGAGCGUCACCUCGGUGUGCAUGAACACGCCGCGCUCCUUCUCCGACUGCCCCUCGCUGCAGGUGGCCACGGCCGCCACCGACACCACGCUGCUGCUCCUCUUCACCGCAGAGAUGAUCGCCAAGAUUCACGUGCGGGGCAUCCUCAGGGGAGAGAACCCAUACCUCAAGGACCGCUGGUGCGUGUUUGAUGGCUUCAUGGUGCUCUUCCUGUGGGUGUCGCUCGUCCUGCAGGUGUUUGAGAUCGCAGGCACGGUCCAUGAUCGCUCCCCGUUACGAAUGCUGAGAAUUCCCCGGCCUCUCAUCAUGAUCCGCUCGUUCCGCGUCUACUUCCGCUUCGAGCUACCACGGACUCGCAUCACCAACAUCCUCAAGCGCUCGGGCGAACAGAUCUGGAGCGUGUCCAUCUUCUUACUCUUCUUCCUGCUCCUCUACGGCAUCCUGGGGGUGCAGAUGUUUGGAACGUUCAGCCACCACUGCGUGACCAACGACACGGAGCCCGGAGCGGUAUCGUGGAACAACCUGGCGAUCCCGGACACGCACUGCUCCCCCAGCGGGCAAGGCUUCUCGUGCCCGCUGGGAUUCCGCUGUGUGGAUCUUCUGGACAUGGGACUCAGUCGCCAAGAGCUGGGAUACAGCGGCUUCAACGAAAUCGGCACCAGCAUCUUCACGGUGUACGAGGCGGCAUCGCAGGAGGGGUGGGUCUUCCUCAUGUACCGCGCCAUCGACAGCUUCCCCGGCUGGCGAGCUUACUUCUACUUCAUCACCCUCAUCUUCUUCCUCGCCUGGCUCGUCAAGAACGUCUUCAUCGCGGUGAUUAUCGAGACUUUUGCCGAGAUCCGAGUCCAGUUUCAGCAGAUGUGGGGAUCACGUGGUAACACGACCUCCACGGCGACCACGCAGGUCUUUCAUGAAGGGAGUGGUGGUGGCAGUGGUGGUGGUGGUGGUGGCGGUGGUGGUGGCGGUGGUGGUGGUGGUGGCUGGCAGCUCGUGACUGUGGACGUCAGCAAACCACGUGGCUGGGCACCCUCCUGCCUGCAGACCCUGAUCCAGGCCACUGCUUUCCACAUGUCCAUCUUGAGCCUCGUGGCCGUGGACGUGGUGAUGGCCGCCAGCAACCACAGCGCCUCGCCAGAAGCCUCGCUCGGUGUGGACGUCUUCCACGUUGCUGAGGUGGUGUUCACGGUUCUCUUCGACCUGGAGGCUCUGCUCAAGAUUUGGUGUCUGGGCUUCAGGGGCUACAUCUCCUCUUCGCUUCACAAGUUCGAGCUGCUGCUGGUGGUGGGGACGACGCUGCACAUCAUCCCCAACCUCUACCACUCGCAGCUCACCUACUUCCAGGUGCUCCGCGUGGUCCGCCUCAUCAAGAUCUCCCCGGCUCUGGAGGACUUCGUCUACAAGAUCUUCGGGCCCGGCCGUAAGCUCGGCAGCCUGGUGAUCUUCACCGCCAGCCUGCUGGUGGUCAUGUCGGCUGUCAGCCUGCAGAUGUUCUGCUUCGUCGCUGACCUGGACCGCUUCACCACCUUCCCCCGGGCCUUCAUGUCCAUGUUCCAGAUCCUGACGCAGGAGGGCUGGGUGGACGUUAUGGACCAGACCAUGCAGGCCGUGGGCCACGUGUGGGCUCCAGUCGUCGCUGUCUAUUUCAUCGUCUACCACCUCUUCGCUACCCUUAUCCUGCUCAGUCUGUUCGUUGCCGUCAUCCUGGACAACCUGGAGCUCGAUGAAAACCUCAAGAAACUCAAACAGCUGAAACAGAGCGAGGCGAACGCCGACACGAAGGAGAAGCUGCCGCUGCGUCUCCGCAUCUUCGAGAGGUUCCCCAACAAGCCCCAGAUGGUGAAGAUCUCCAAACUGCCCUCACUCUUCUCCGUGCCCAAGAUACGGGAGAGCUUCAUGCGCCAGUUCCUGGACCGUCAGCAGCAGGGCGCCGUCUGCCUCCUCCUGCUGCGCCGACUCCCCUCCGCCUCCUCCUCCUCCUCCUGCACGGGGGGCGGCGGGGAGGGGGGAGGAGGGGGAGGGGGCGGUGGGAAACGCGGCACGAGCAGCCCACAGCAGCAGCAGCACGCCCACAUGUGUCACAAGCUGCAGGGCGGAGUGUCCAGCAUGCGACCACGCCACCUGUGUGAGAAGGAGGGGAGCGUGCAGAAGAUACUCAGGGCGUGUAUCCGCCAGCGCGUGAUGAGCGGCUCCCUGGACGGGCAGCCACCCAAGGAGCGCUCCAUCCUGGGGGUGCAGCACCACAUCCGGCAGGAGCGCCGGUCUCUCCGCCACGGCUCAAACAGCCAGAGGAUCAACCAUGGCAAGUCCAUGGAGAGUCUCCCCCAUGACCACGCGACGGCGAUCCGCUACCGGAACUCUCAGAAGGAGGACAGCGAGAUCAAGAUGAUCCAGGAGAAGAAGGAGCAGGCAGAGCUGAAACGCAAAGUGCAGGAGGAGGAACUGCGUGAGAACCAUCCGUACUUCGACACGCCGCUCUUCCUGGUAGGACGAGAGCAUCGCUUCCGCAAGAUCUGCAGAGUGGUGGUGCGGGCGCGCUUCAACCUGCUAACAACCGACCCGGUCACAGGAGCGGUUAAGCACACGCGCUACCACCAGCUGUAUGAGCUCAUGGGCCUGGUGACGUACCUGGACUGGGUGAUGAUCGUGGUCACCAUCACCUCCUGCGUCUCCAUCAUGUUCGAGUCUCCCUACCUCCUCGUCAUGAGGUCUCCCAUGCUGCAGGUGACCGAGUACAUCUUCGUGAUCUUCAUGAGCGUGGAGCUGCUGCUGAAGAUCCUGGCGGACGGCCUCUUCUUCACGCCCACGGCCAUCAUCAAGGACUUCGGCGGGGUCAUGGACAUCUUCAUCUACCUGGUUAGCCUCAUCUUCCUGUGCUGGCUUCCGCGCUCGGUGGCGCCCAGCUCGGGCGUGCAGCUGCUGCUGGUGCUGCGCUGCCUCCGACCCCUGCGCAUCUUCAAGCUCGUGCCGCAGAUGAGGAAGGUGGUGAGGGAGGUGUUCAGCGGGUUCAAGGAGAUCUUCCUGGUCUCCAUCCUCCUGCUCACCCUCAUGUUCGUUUUCGCGAGCUUCGGGGUUCAGCUGUUUGCGGGGAAACUCGCAAAGUGCAACGACCCCCACGUCGUGCUCGAGGAGGAGUGUGUGGGAAUCUUCAGGAUCAAUGUGAGCGUCUCCAAGACGCUGAACCUCAAACUGCGUCCCGGCGAGAAGAAACCGGGCUUCUGGGUCCCCAGGGUCUGGGCUAACCCACGCAACUUCAACUUCGACAACGUGGGGAGCGCCAUGCUCACUCUCUUCGAGGUGCUGUCACUCAAGGGCUGGGUGGAGGUGCGCGACGUCAUCAUCCAGCGCGUGGGGCCGAUGCACGGUAUCUACAUCCACGUCUUCGUCUUCUUAGGCUGCAUGAUCGGCCUCACGCUCUUCGUCGGCGUCGUCAUCGCCAACUUCAACGAGAACAAAGGCACGGCGCUGCUGACUGUGGACCAGCGCCGCUGGGAGGACCUCAAGAGCCGCCUGAAGAUCGCCCAGCCCCUGCACCUCCCUCCACGGCCAGACGGCGAGGGGCUGCGUGCCAAAAUGUACGACAUCACUCAGCACCCCUUCUUCAAGCGCAGCAUCGCACUACUCGUUAUGGCCCAGUCGCUGCUGCUCUCUGUCAAGUGGGUUGUGGACCAACCCCCCACCGUGCCGCUGGCCACCGUCUCCGUGAUCUUCACCUUUGUCUUCAUGCUCGAGGUGACUAUGAAGUGCAUCGCGAUGUCGCCCGGCGGCUACUGGCAGAGCCGUCGCAACCGCUACGACCUGCUGGUCACCUGCCUGGGCAUCAUCUGGGUUAUACUUCACCUUUCCCUGCAGAACGAGUACACGUACAUGAUGGGCGCCUGCAUCAUCGUCUUCCGCUUCUUCUCCAUCUGUGGAAAGCACGCCACCCUCAAGAUGCUUCUGCUCACCGUGGUGGUCAGCAUGUACAAGAGCUUCUUCAUCAUCGUGGGCAUGUUCCUGCUGCUGCUCUGCUACGCCUUCGCCGGUGUCGUCCUCUUCGGAACUGUGAAGUAUGGCGAGAACAUCAACCGGCACGCCAACUUCUCCACGGCUGGCAAGGCCAUCACGGUGCUGUUCCGCAUCGUCACGGGCGAGGACUGGAACAAAAUCAUGCACGAUUGCAUGGUGCUGCCCCCGUUCUGCACGCCCAGCCGCGUGAACUACUGGGAGACGGACUGCGGGAACUACGCAGGGGCGCUGCUCUACUUCUGCUCCUUCUACGUCAUCAUCGCCUACAUCAUGCUCAACCUCCUCGUCGCCAUCAUCGUGGAGAACUUCUCGCUCUUCUACUCGACGGAGGAGGAUCAGCUGCUCAGCUACAACGACCUCCGGCACUUCCAGAUCACCUGGAACAUGGUGGACGACAAGAGAGAGGGACUGAUCCCCACCUCCAGGGUCAAGUUCCUGCUCCGUCUCCUCAAGGGCCGCCUGGAGGUGGAUCUGGAGAAGGACAAACUCCUUUUCAAGCACAUGUGCUACGAGAUGGACAAGCUGCACAAUGGCAGCGCCGUCACCUUCCACGACGUGCUCAGCAUGCUGUCGUACCGAUCGGGGGACAUCCGCAAGAGCCUGCAGCUGGAGGAGCUGCUGAUCCGCGAGCAGCUGGAGUACAGCAUCGAGGAGGAGGUAGCCAAGCAGACGAUCCGCAUGUGGCUCAAGAAGUGCCUCAAGAGAAUACGCGCCAAGCAGCAGCAGUCGUGCAGCAUCAUCCACUCGCUGCGCGAGAGCCAGCAGCAGGAGCUGACGCGACUGCUCAGCCCCCCGCUCAUUGAGAUGUCAGCCGGAGAGCUGCAGGCUGCCUCGGACUCCAUCGCUGAAGAGCGCGAGAUGCUGAGCCCCACGCUACUGGAGCGGAGUCCGUACCGCCGCGAGGCGAGCGACGUGGGGAAGCCGCGCAGGAAGCUGGGGCAGUGGCGGUUGCCCGGGGCCGCCGGCUCGGCAACCAGCAGCACCGCACGCACAGAGUCACUGGACAGCAGCUGGAGGCCCGCGUCGAGGCCCACCAGCCCCACCGUGUCGGCCGGUGGCACCGCCUCCCGUGGCGCCGCCGCCGGUGCCGCCGGCGCCGCCGCCCGUCCAGCGGCGUCGUCGCGACUCUCGGGGGGGGGCGGGCCCGGGGGCCCCCCCAGGACACCCGGGGCUACCGGCGCUGGCGCCGAGGUGAAGCGUUGGUGGACUCGACAGCUCACCGUGGAGAGUGACCAGAGCGGGGAGGACGACCCCAGCCCCCGCUAGCCCCUCCCCCCUCUCCUCCCCUACUAGCCCCCACCCACUCGUCCCCCACUUAGCCCCC